UGCCCAACUUUGUUAGCUGUCUAGGUUCAUUAGGUUGUGUCUUGUUCCAUCUACAUCAGACGGUUGUGGGCUUGUGGCUGUGCGGUGGUGACCGUGUGAUUUGAGAAGAAGAAGAAGAAGAAGAAGAAACGAUGAUGCGUACUCGAUUGUUAUGGUUCAGUGUAGGGUUCAUGGCCUCAGCUGCUGCGGUUUCCCAUUUCGUUUGGAAGGAUCUGUGGGUUGAUCGUCACGCUCUUGUCUCUGACAUGAACCACAAGUUUGAUUCUCUCCAAGCUCGAAUUUCCAACCUUGAAUCCACUCCACCAAAUCAUCACACUUCCCUUUCGGAUCAGGUUGAAGGCUAGAUAUCUUUUUCAGCUCUAGUUAAAUGCUUUCUGCAAGGUUUUAAGGUCUUGAUGCUUGCUUCAAAAUGUUUGUGGAAGAAUUGACCAUAAUAAAUCAGACUCCUGAGGCAAACCUUAAAUUUUUUUGUUCCCCUGGGAGAUUAGCUAAUAGUAAGGGAAAAAAUGAACAGAAACGAAGCAACGUUUACCAUGCGAUGUUAUUAAAUAUUAUGCUUUUUAGUUCUACAACUGAUUAUAUGCGAUAUUAAGAACUAACAAUUUCAUCUGUUGCCUCACGUAUAGUGGCUUUACCCUCUAGCAAUUGGAUAUUUGCUUCAACACGUGAACU
Messenger RNA from Gastrolobium bilobum, 672 nucleotides. RefSeq lists its product as uncharacterized. Lineage: Eukaryota; Viridiplantae; Streptophyta; Magnoliopsida; Fabales; Fabaceae. Bases 132 to 344 code for a protein of 70 amino acids. The record is from RefSeq and is a predicted model, not a curated record. The transcript has 2 exons.